Molecule: messenger RNA, 2502 nt
Organism: Mauremys reevesii (Reeves's turtle)
Lineage: Eukaryota; Metazoa; Chordata; Testudines; Geoemydidae
Product: zinc finger protein 551-like
Exons: 1
Coding region: 23-1300 (425 amino acids)
Biological process (GO): regulation of DNA-templated transcription
Molecular function (GO): DNA-binding transcription factor activity, RNA polymerase II-specific; RNA polymerase II cis-regulatory region sequence-specific DNA binding
Source: RefSeq, a predicted model, not a curated record
CCACACAGGAGUGGGACUCCAUAUGUGCUUGGACUGUGGGAAAAGUUUCAUACGAAGGUCAGAAUUUGUUUAUCAUCAGGCAAUCCACACAGGAGAGAGACCCCACAAGUGCGUGGACUGUGAGAAAAGUUUCAGAAGAAGGUCAACCCUUGUUCGACAUCAGGCAAUCCACACAGGAGAGAGACCCCACAAGUGCUUGGACUGUGGGAAAAGUUUCACACGAAGGUCAGAAUUUGUUUAUCAUCAGGCAAUCCACACAGGAGUGGGACUCCAUAUGUGCUUGGACUGUGGGAAAAGUUUCAUACGGAGGUCACAGCUUGUUCAACAUCAGGCACUCCACACAGGAGAGAGACCCCACAAGUGCUUGGACUGUGGGAAAAGUUUCAAGCAAAGGUCCCACCUUGUUCAACAUCAGGCAAUCCACACAGGAGAGAGACCCCACAAGUGCUUGGACUGUGGGAAAAGUUUCAUAAAAAGGUCAAACCUUGUUUGUCAUCAGGCAAUCCACACAGGAGUGGAACCUCACAAGUGCUUGGACUGUGGGAAAAGUUUCAAGCAAAGGUCCCAGCUUGUUCAACAUCAGGCACUCCACACAGGAGAGAGACCCCACAAGUGCAUGGACUGUGAGAAAAGUUUCAGAAGAAGGUCAACCCUUGUUCAACAUCAGGCAAUCCACACAGGAGAGAGACCCCAUAAGUGCUUGGACUGUGGGAAAAGUUUCACACGAAGGUCAGAAUUUGUUUAUCAUCAGGCAAUCCACACAGGAGUGCGACCCCACAAGUGCGUGGACUGUGAGAAAAGUUUCAAAAGAAGGUCAACCCUUGUUCGACAUCAGGCAAUCCACACAGGAGAGAAACCCCAUAUGUGCUUGGACUGUGGGAAAAGUUUCAAGCAAAGGUCCCACCUUGUUCAACAUCAGGCAAUCCACACAGGAGAGAGACCUCACAGGUGUUCAGACUGUGGGAAAAGUUUCAUACGAAGGUCAGACCUUGUUUGUCAUCAGUCAGGCCACACAGGAGAGAGACCCCACAAGUGUGUGGACUGUGGGAAAAGUUUCAUAAGAAGGUCAGACCUUGUUCGACAUCAGGCAAUCCACACAGGAGAGAGACCCCAUAAGUGCUUGGACUGUGGGAAAAGUUUCAUACGGAGGUCAGAACUUGUUUAUCAUCAGGCAAUCCACACAGGAGAGAGACCUCACAAGUGUUCAGACUGUGGGAAAAGUUUCAUACGGAGGUCACACCUUGUUCAACAUCAGGCAGUCCACACAGGAGAGAGACCCCCACAGGUGCUUGCUCUGUAAGUAAACAUUCAGACAGAGAUCAGCCCUGGUUAAACACCAGAAAAUCCACAUAAGAGAGUGACUGUGUAAGUGCUUGGACUGGGGAAAAGUUUCACAUGGAGAUCAGACCUCGUUCAACGUGGGAGAAUCCACACAGGAGAGAGACUCCACAAGUGCUUGGACUGUGGGAAAAGUUUCAUAAAGAGAUCACACCUCAUUAAACAUGAGAGAAUCCACACAGGAUCUAAACUUCUGUGACACAUGACAAAAAGGGUUAAGCAGCUUCCAUGUAAUUGACUCAGAUCAGGCCUUGUUACACAUCAGGGAAAACUAAAUCCUCAGUACCACUUCCAGGGCCGGCUCCAGGCAUCAGACGAGGAAGCACGUGCCGGGGGCGGCACUUUUUGCUUGGGGUGGCAAAAAAAGCUUGAGCUGGCCCUGAUCACUUCAAAGUAAUCUUAUUGAGAGCAGUAACAGUUCCUCAGUACCUCUCUGCAUUUGAUUUUGUUACAAAAUCAAUAAGUUCGGAUGGCAUGAGCCCCAGAGGGACAGACGGUUCCACGAGCAGUCCUCCUUCGAUACCCCAUUAGAGAUUUCAGAAGGUCUCUUACCUCUUGAUUGGCGCCUUGCGGUUUGAAGGGGAACAGUCCGCAGUAGCUGCCGCGGGCUCAGCCUGGCGUUACCAUCCGAGUCACAGCAUCAAUAAUUGUGGAAGAAAACAGAGUUUUUACUUUAAGGUUGGUUGUAACAAAUCAGAGACAGUUUAUUCUUAAGCAAUUGCAAGAGGGGAACUGCACACCCGGGCAGGGAAUCUCUCUUACUCCAGGUAGGGCUCCAAAGAUAAGUAGAUGGAGCAAGCCUUUCUACCUUUUUUUUUAAUUGACAAUAAUGAUUAUACAUGAACAACCUUGCCACUUGCUGAAACCAGAAAACUAUAUCUACAUGAAGAUCCAUCAGCGAAAGACCACUCUGGCUCCACGCUGGAAAGGCCCUUAUCAAGUCCUGCUGACUACCAACAUCACUGUAAAAUGCCAAGAACUGACUGCCUGGACCCGUGCUUCUCACUGCAAAAAGGCCUCUCCACCUCAAGAGCACUUUACGACUGAUGAUCAGCCUGUUUCUCCUUCUGGUGCCGCUGUUUUUUUUGGGCAGCAGGAAAAAAGGACAAGAUAAAGUGCUAGUAACCUGUCCCUUGUCCACUGACAGGGGUAGAGAGGUGCUGG